This is a messenger RNA of Cryptosporidium muris RN66, 2028 nucleotides long. RefSeq names its product Vps52 / Sac2 family protein. Gene Ontology annotation, biological process: Golgi to vacuole transport; endocytic recycling; retrograde transport, endosome to Golgi. Gene Ontology annotation, molecular function: syntaxin binding. Gene Ontology annotation, cellular component: GARP complex. The record is from RefSeq and is a predicted model, not a curated record. The transcript has a single exon. NCBI's taxonomy places the organism in Eukaryota, Apicomplexa, Conoidasida, Eucoccidiorida, Cryptosporidiidae. Bases 1 to 2028 code for a protein of 675 amino acids.
AUGGAAAGGGUUGAGAGAAUUCUUUUCAGCUCAGAUAGCAUAGAGUUCUUAUAUAAUUACAAAUCAGUUAAGGAUGAAGAGGUUAUAAACUUUACACUCAAUGUCCAGGAUACAACUCAAGCAACAGUGGACAAAUUAGAAUCAUUAAAUUGUGUAAGAAAUAUAAUUAAAAACAUAUUAUGCAAUUGGAAAAGUGCCAGACAACUUUGUGAAAGCAGUAAUCAGCUUAUGGAAUACUUAGAAUCUGUAGAAACAUCUCUUUUAAAAGUAAAAAGCAACAUAUCCGAAUUCACAGUAAAAGUUGAUGAUGUUAAGAUAAGAUUUGACGAAUUACAGGAUACAGUGAAGAAUUUGAAACAACUUUAUGAAUUAAUUUCGGUGUAUAUUAAUCAAAUAUUGAUCACUCCAGAUAUUAUUGAAAAAAUCUUAAAGGGAAAUAUAGAUGAAUACUUUAUAUCGCUAGUAGAGGAUAUUGAAAAAAGAUUUGAAAGAGCUAAUCAUGAAGGGCUUAGAUCAGAACCAUCUGUACAAGAUGCAUUACCUAUUAUAAAAUCUACAUUAAAUAUUUCUAGGCAGAGGAUCUAUAACAAUUUAUACAAUAUACUUGUGGAAUCAACUAAGAAACCUAUAGAAGGUUGCAGAUUCCUCAAAGUUCUAAACAAUAAAUUACUAGCUAAAGAAAAGAUGAAUAAAUAUUUGAGACAAAGUAAACUUGAUAUGAGUAAUAUUAAGAUAAUAUACUGCAAGAAUAUAUGCGAUAGUGUAUUGAGUAAGGUUCUAGAAGACUUUGUAAAACUCAUUAACCUCAAGAAAAAAGGUAUGGAUGAACCUAUUACAUACAAAGACUACGAUAAAACAAAAUGUUCUUUAACUGAACGUGACGAAAUAUUAUAUACAGCAUACGUAAAUGACGAAAAUAGUUAUCAAGAGGAAGACCUGAAGUCAAAUAAUUUAAGGAAUCAAUACUUUGUAGAAGAGAUUUACUACAAGACUCAUAAAGUAUUAUGUAAUAUAUUCCUUGAGGAAUACGAGUUCUGUAAGAGGUUUUUUCAAGAACCUUUAAAUGAGAUUUUGUUACAAAUAUUUUCACAAUAUCUAGACAAGUUCAUAUAUUUCAUUGAAAAUAAUUUGUUCAAAAAUUGCAAUGAUGUAAUGGGGAUAUUAUUAGCGAAUUGUAUUCGUGUAAAAGCAACAAGUUAUAUCUUAGAAAAAAUAGAUGACACUAAUAAAGAUAGUGACAAGAAUAUAAUCUUAAAGUAUUUUAAUAAACAGUCAUCAUUAUUUUUGAAUGUGUUUGAAAAAGCUAUGAUAUUCCAUAUAAACAGUUUAUCAACAUUUUCAAACAAAGACUUUUUGCAAAGUACAAGUGGUUCUCAGCAGUACUAUCCUCAUUUCAUACCUAGGAGAGUUGCAGAAUUAGUUUAUUUAACUUCAAAAUUAGCUGACAAAUGUUGUUCAGAUAUUGAAAAGCAAUUUAUAAGUAGAGUCUUAUCUAGGCUACAGCAGGCCAUUGCUAUUUGGUUAAAAUCUAUUGGUUCUAUAAUAACUGCAAGUGAAGAAUUUUCUCAAGUAGAAGUCAAUUGUAUUUUUGUGGUAAAUAAUGUCGAUCUAAUCUUCUCAAUUAUUCAAGAUGGCACUUUUUUAGAUAUUUUUCAACAUAUUUUUAGAGAAUAUAGCCAAAAAUAUAUAGAUUAUCGCUUGCAAUAUUAUUACCCACAACUGAAUAGGUACACUACAAAUGAAACUUUAGAAAUUUCAAUAUGUGAAUCAAAAAUUUUACGUGAAAAUUUCUACAAAAGUUGGGCAAGUAACUUGGACUAUGAAUUUCACUUAAUUGUUCAAUCUUUCUCCAAUUUCAGCACAGUAGAAGAAAUCAUUAGACUUUUUGGCACUACUUUAGCAACAAGAUAUUCUAAUUUCCUUAAUUGCAUGUCGAAAUAUGAUCAAGAUGAAGAUAUUAAUAAAUAUAAAGUAGAUCCUGACUUAAUACUAGAGCAUAUCCAGAAAUGUCUUUACCCACAACUUUAG